Messenger RNA from Scatophagus argus, 4310 nucleotides. RefSeq names its product enhancer of zeste 1 polycomb repressive complex 2 subunit (gene ezh1). Gene Ontology annotation, molecular function: protein binding; histone H3K27 methyltransferase activity. The transcript is spliced from 20 exons. Gene Ontology annotation, biological process: chromatin remodeling. Bases 580 to 2841 code for a protein of 753 amino acids. NCBI's taxonomy places the organism in Eukaryota, Metazoa, Chordata, Actinopteri, Scatophagidae. The record is from RefSeq and is a predicted model, not a curated record.
UAUGUUUUCCGGUUUUGUGUUUUGCUAUUUCAUAAAUCAUUAUAACACUCCUGUGAGAAUGCUGAAUUUUGUUUAUUUUAAACAUCAAAACGGCCAUUAAAACGCGUGUUAGCGCUAUGCCCUCCCGCGUUUGGACGGCGAUAGCACUCCAGACAGUUGCAUCAGUUCCUGUGGGUGCGUGUAAACGGCUGUACUGUGGCUGCUCCACGCUACUUUUUAUUCCCAGGACGCAGAGUAGUCAUAAAUCCUCCUCUGCUAGGAAAGGCUGUGAUCAUAAUAAAGACGUCACUCUCCAGCUCCGGUUGGCUCUAAGCGAGCUAAGUGCGCAGCUAUUUGUAAGCUACAACAACAACAACCUCCAGCACCAUGCCCGUGGAUAACGUAGGGAUUUCUCUGACAUCCCCUCGCCGUACGAAGACCAUAUAUCUGCGUCAGAUCCAUAGCAGAGGCAGCCUUUAAUUGCUCCGGAUCUCUCUACUACCAAAAAAGAGAAAAGAAACAAAAAAACAGACAGGGACUUGAUCGCGUUGCGGGCUCCUGUCGCAACAAACAGGACGCAAGACGUGGAUUUGAAGAGUCAUGGAGGAAACAGCUGCUGCAGCUCCAGCCCCUGGCAGCGGGGCAGCUACACCAAACCCAAGACCUCAGCCUUCCUCCUUUGCACCCUCUCGCAGCCUGCUGGAGUGGAGACGGAGGGUCAAAUCUGAGUAUAUGCGGCUUCGCCAGUUAAAGCGCCUUAAAAAAGCGGAGGAGGUCAAGACCCUGUUCAUGUCUAACAGACAAAAGAUUGAGCAGCAGACAAAUCUCCUGAAUGCAGAGUGGUCCAGGCUCAGGAUUCAGUCCAUCCCUCUGUCAACUUCUACUGGAGCUCUGGCCAACAAGAAGGUGAUGUGUACAGUGGAGUUUGGCUUCCCAGCAUUCAAAGCCCAAGCCAUUGCCAUGAGACCCCUGUCAACAGUGGCAGGAAUCCCCUUCAUGUACUCCUGGUCGCCUCUGCAGCACAACUUCAUGGUGGAGGAUGAAACUUUCCUCCACAACAUCCCAUACAUGGGCGACGAGGUGCUGGAGCAGGACGAGGCCUUCCUGGAGGAACUCAUCGACAAUUAUGACGGUGUUCAUGGCGACAGAGAGGGAGGAUUUAUCAGCGACGAGAUCUUUAAAGAGCUGGUGGAGGCCUUGAGCCAGUACUCUGACCACGAGGAGGAGGAAGAGGAGGAAACAGCGGCGAUGGUGGCAGACAUGACUGGAAAGAAGGAGGAUGAGAGAGUGAUGAGGAGGAGCUCAGUGGAGGGGUCAGAAGAGACCAAACCCAGUACUGUGGCAUUCAUCAGGAGGAAGAGGAGGAGCACUACUGAGGUGAGGGAGUCGUCCAGCAGCAAGAAGGUCCCCAACGAUAAGAUAUUUACGGCCAUCGCCUCAAUGUUCCCUUACAAGGGCACCAUGGAGGAGCUGAAGGAAAAGUACAAGGACCUCUUGGAGCCCCCCAACCCGGUGAAAUUGCCGCCCCUCUGCACCCCCAACCUGGAUGGACCUUUUGCGAAGUCUGUGCAGCGGGAGCAGUCGUUACACUCCUUUCACACGCUCUUCUGCAGACGUUGCUUCAAAUAUGACUGUUUCCUCCACCCUUUCCAUGCUACACCCAAUGUUUACAAGAGGAAGAGUAAGGAGAUCCACAUGGAGACAGAGCCAUGUGGUGAAGACUGCUUCCUGUUACAGAAAGGAGCUAAAGAGUUUGUGGAUCAGAAUAUGUUACGAUCACAGAGGACCCGGAGACGCCGAAGGCAGCAGCGUCCCACCAGCUCCAGUUGUCCUGGACCGUCUGAGUCUGCUGAGGACGGCAAACAGGGCGACAGUGACCACGAAACCACCUCCUCCUCAGAGGGGAAUUCACGAUGCCAGACCCCCACCAAGCUACGUCCAGGGGAUGAUGACGGAGCAGAGCAGGCGUGCUGUGUGGUCCAGUGGAGCGGGGCAGAGGAGUCGCUGUUCAGGGUGCUACACGGCACAUACUUCAACAACUUCUGCUCCAUCGCUCGCCUCAUCGGUACCAAGAACUGCAAAGAGGUGUACGAGUUUGCAGUGAAGGAGGUCCUGAUUCAUCGUGUCCCUCUUGUUGAUGGAGGCAUCUCGCCCCAGAAGAAGAAAAGGAAACACAGGUUAUGGGCAAAGAUUCAACUAAAGAAAGAUAACUCGUCCAAUCAAGUGUACAACUACCAGCCAUGUGACCAUCCCGACCAUCCAUGCGACAGCUCCUGCCCCUGUGUGAUGACCCAGAAUUUCUGUGAGAAGUUCUGCCAGUGCGAAAACGAAUGCCAGAACCGCUUCCCAGGCUGCAGGUGUAAGACGCAGUGCAACACUAAACAGUGUCCGUGCUACCUGGCAGUGAGAGAGUGUGACCCAGAUCUGUGCAUGACCUGUGGGGCUGCAGACCACUGGGACAGCAAAGGGGUCUCCUGCAAGAACUGCAGCAUCCAGAGAGGCCUAAAAAAGCACCUGCUUUUGGCUCCAUCAGAUGUUGCCGGUUGGGGCACCUUCAUCAAAGAACCUGUUCAGAAGAAUGAGUUCAUCUCUGAAUACUGUGGAGAGCUGAUCUCCCAGGAUGAGGCAGACCGACGUGGAAGGAUCUAUGACAAAUACAUGUCUAGCUUCCUUUUCAACUUGAACAAUGUAGACUUUGUUGUGGAUGCCACACGAAAGGGGAACAAAAUCCGCUUUGCAAAUCAUUCAGUUAAUCCCAACUGCUACGCGAAAGUGGUGAUGGUGAAUGGAGACCACCGCAUUGGAAUCUUUGCUAAACGAGCCAUUCUGCAAGGAGAGGAGCUCUUCUUUGACUACAGGUAGAGUCACGGGCCUUUUUGUGACUCUCCCUCGUCUUCAAAAUACAGCCAAGCCGAUGCUCUAAAGUAUGUGGGGAUAGAGAGGGAGGUAGACAUGAGUUAACUCCACCUGCAGCCUACCUCCGUAGCCUGUCCUGAACUCCUCAGCCUCCCACUAAUGCUUCUGUUCCUUUCUGCCGCAUCACGUCUAGCUGGCGAGUUUCUGUGAUCAGUCACUGUCUCUACCCUCUCUGCUGCACUUCCAAAAAUAGAAAGUCCCUCCCUGCUGCUGUCUGCAGGUACUCCUGCUCUGCAGAGACCACACCACCUCCUUCAGUGACAGCCGUCAGCCCUCCCGCUCAUCUUCCCGAACUCACCCACGUACCUGCAAUAGACUGUAUACGCCAAACUCAUGAAACUAAACUAUUUAAAGUGGAAAUACUAUUAAUCUUUAUCGCUUAGUGCACCAAGAGGAUCACAUGUUUUUCUUUGUUUUUGUUCCAUAUCGUCAAAACCAGGAGGUUGCGAUUAACCAUAAUACAGUGUGUUACUCUCUCAGCAGUUUUUGUUACUGUACUUAUACACCGGCUUUUGUUUGACCUUUCAACAAGUAACGCAAGCUUUUACAUCAUACCUAAUGAUCAUCAGUGAAAUGCAUGUGCUGUCUCUUGGAUAAGCAAACCAUUAAACAUGUUAGUCACCGCAUUAGUUUCAGUCAGAUGCUGCUCCGUGCAGUCACUCAGUAUUGUAGUGUGAUGUUACCCAGUCUCUGCUCUUCAGAAAAACUUUUGAAGAGCAGGCUGGUUUGACUGCUUGGUAUGUUCUUCUAUAAACCUUUUCAACGACUAGCUUCACCACCACAUCUUUAUGGCAAAUAAGUUCUUGUGCAUUUAUAUCACUGUUCUGCAAAAAUAGGCAACCGGACAAGAAACCGACUGACUGAAUGUAACCUGUAGGUGAUGGUGAAGAGAUCUCAUCCUUCUUAUCAUUUUACACAUUAACCCAUUGUGUUGGUACUCAACUUUACGUGCACAUCAAACAUUUCAUCAUCAUGUUAACAUGAUCUUGAGGCCUUCGCGCUUGUGAGGGAAACAUUUUAAAGAAUUACAUGGUCACACAGUAAAUGUCUUCCUUUAAAAGUUAUAUAAGUGCCAAAUGAUUCCAUGCGGAAAACAGCUGAAACAGUGUGGAUGUGCUGCAUAAUUAACAGAAGAGUGUAACGGUAACCUUUGCAAGGUUAUGACCACAUUAAAACAAAGUUAUCAGUGUUUGACCAAAUAUAAAAGUCCCCCACUUUUAAAUGUAAAAUAUAAUUUGUCAUCUUUUCUUUAUUUUUGUAAUAUGUCCAGAUUUGUUACUCAUCCUGUUUUUCAUUUAUAAAACAUUAAAGCCCACUUUAAAAUGAGAUCUUUCUCAAUAGAGAUGAACAAAAUGGAGUUUACUGCUAUGUACAGUGUAUGCCUAUAAAAAUAAAAGUUUAACUUUAUACAUUAA